AUGGCCGACGAUACAUCCGUCAUGUCGGCGUCCACGUCGUCCCUCUCACCGUCGAAGCUCUGCUCGAAGACAUACAAGAAAGCUUCGCAGCUCUUCUUAACCCGUCGACUACAAGAAGCUCUCGUAUCUCUAGAGCCCGUAAUUACGGCGAAGAAUGGGAAUGAUGACCAAGAUGUCAAUGGCGUGGACUCAGUACCACCGAUCGGUACAGUUCCUGCCACCUGGCGGAUCAAAAUAUGGAAUUUGUACGUUACGCUUCUGAGCGCUAUUAUCGACCUAGGCCCAGAGGAAGGAAAGGCGAUGAUUGGGCAAAAGGAAUGGAAAGACAUCUCAACGCAAGUCCGCGAUGGGACUAUCUGGGAGAAGGUCGUACAGAUUGGCUACCAAGGCCGCGAGGGUUCAAUAGAUGCGGAGGUUGUCUAUAACCUGGGCACUCUUCUCCUCAACCAUUCUCCUUCUCAGACGGUCAACCAGCAACGACUCGAAACCUACCUCUCCUCCUACGGACAACCAAACCUUGAUAUUGAAGAGCAUCUGAACUCCCCCACAAACGCACAGCGAAAUCAAUUCCGCCCGAAUGGUGGUACAGAUACACCAAAAGACCUCGCCGCUCGGGUCCGACUGAUCGAGCUUUUCACGCUUCAUGUUCUCCCCAGAAACGAAGAGUGGGAGUAUGCCACCGAGUUCAUCAAUCUGAGUGAGGUUCUCGACGACGAACGGAAGGAAUUAUUCUUGCAGACGUUGGAAGGGCUUAGGGAAGAGAAGGAACAAGGAAAACUCCGUGCCGCAGCUCUACAACGCGAAAAGGACGCCGAGUUAGAGAGACAAAUACAAGAGGCAGAGCGCCAGAAAGCAGAUGAGGCUGCGGCUGCAGAAGGGAAUACUCAACAGAAGAACCACAAGCGCAGUGGUAGCGAGGUGGAUUACGGAAUCGAGAAGAAGCAUCCAAACGGCAGCAUCAGAGGCAAAAAGGGCGAGAAGCCAGGCAGCAGCAAAGCUGGUUCCUCAUCACGGACGGCCCUUUCUCCUCCCAACUCAAAGAAUCUUAAAAAGCCGGAGAAGCCCGAGACUCGAGCGAGACAAUCACAGGCGCUGGCUACAGUGCUACGAAAUAUCGUGCAGUACUUGGGCAGGACGAUAUCCAACAACCCUUUAUCCUUCGUCCGGUCACUAUUGUUUUUGUUGGGUCUUCUUUUUGCCCUUAAUAGACCGAAUGUCCGCGAGCGAAUCCGGAGGAUAACCGGAUCGGGCUGGCAAAAGAUCCGGGGAACUGUCGGUAUGGGUGUGAAAGUGAGCUAUAUUUGA
Aspergillus puulaauensis is the source of this 1305-nucleotide messenger RNA. RefSeq names its product protein pex26 (gene pex26). The record is from RefSeq and is a predicted model, not a curated record. The coding region runs from base 1 to 1305 and encodes 434 amino acids. The transcript has 2 exons. NCBI's taxonomy places the organism in Eukaryota, Fungi, Ascomycota, Eurotiomycetes, Eurotiales, Aspergillaceae.